AUCUGUGCUCAGUGGGUUGUCACUCCAUGUUGUAAUGUGUUAUUUAUUGUGUGUGUGUUCCAGGGUGUUGAGGGUAAUCCGUAGUAUCAGGGGUUUUGCCUCCAUGCAGGGUAUGGCUAUGAUGGUCACCGUCAUUAUGCAGUCCAUUCCAGACAUGGCCAACAUCUUCUUCCUCCUCCUCAUCAUCAUGCUUGUGUUUGCGGUGUUCGGCGUGACCCUGUUCAGUGCUGCUGUCCCAUCAGCCUUUGGGGACCUGUUCUCAGCCCUCUACACCCUCUUCAUCUGCAUCACCCAGGACGGAUGGAUGGACAUCUACAGGGAGUUUAAGGCUGAUGAGGGGCUGAUGUACGGAGCUUCUCUCUACUUUUUCAUCUUCCUCACUGGCGGAGCCUUCAUCUUCGCCAACCUUCUCGUUGCCGUGGUAACCACCAACCUUGAGAUCUCCAUGCCCGACUAUGAUGAAAAGAAUUCGAACGAGUGUUCGCCUGCGGCGCUGAUUCCAGAGGACACGGGAGGCUUGGCGGAACAGAGCAACAUCCACAUGGAGGAGGUGGUGACCAAGUCCAACAUGACCCGGCGCCAGAAGCCCUGGAAGGCGAGCUGUCUAGAGAACCUGACCAUGGACACCUUCGAGGAGCUGGCACUUGUCACGGCUGCUAUGCAGAAGAACAUGGCUGCCUACAGGGAGAUAAGACAAGAGCUGGACAGUAUAGUGGAGGAGGUGCACAGCCUGUCUUUCAACGUAAAGCAAGAGCAGGAGGUGAUGAUGAGGAACCAUAUGGCUGCAACCCUCCAGGACAACCUAUUGAAUAAUGAUAUCGCCACAGGCCGCACCGGAGACAUACUGUCCACCCUCAUCACCCUGGAGAAGGCUCAUGUCAUAGACUCGAACACAGCAUCUGCUCACCUGUUCCAGAAGGGGAACAUGCGUCACACAGCCAUGAGGCUGUCCAUGGACAGCCCGAUGUACUACCAGUCUACUUCUACACAUAUGGAUGCGGGACACAGUAACACUCCCAGCACACACCACAACACAGGCUGAACAUACUUUUAACAGGAAUUUCUUCAUGUCCCAAAUCAUUUGGCUUUACUGAUUAGCUGAAAUGGUCUCAAAGAUAAUGAUAGAUUAACUGGCUAAAUCAGACUCAGGUUUGCUGCACACAUUUCCACAUGCAGAUCAAUAUUAACCAUGUAAUGUGACAUCAAGGAAGAGUUAGUUUCUUGAUAAAAAAAGAACUGGUGACUGAGGUAAAUGAUCAUAAAGGUUUCACAAAGUGUCUAAAAGUAUAUACCAAAAGGGAUAGAACUUGGAGUCUAUUAAAAGCAUCUUUAUAA
Molecule: messenger RNA, 1335 nt
Organism: Oncorhynchus nerka (sockeye salmon)
Lineage: Eukaryota; Metazoa; Chordata; Actinopteri; Salmoniformes; Salmonidae
Product: cation channel sperm-associated protein 4-like
Exons: 6
Coding region: 35-1042 (335 amino acids)
Biological process (GO): flagellated sperm motility; sodium ion transport; transmembrane transport
Cellular component (GO): CatSper complex; membrane; acrosomal vesicle
Molecular function (GO): voltage-gated calcium channel activity; calcium-activated cation channel activity
Source: RefSeq, a predicted model, not a curated record